UUCUCGAUCAGAUCCAUGGUUAUAUCAGUAGUACACCUACAUUGCUCGGGAUCUGAUCGGAGAUUUCGAAUUCCGUUCACAACCCAGGUACAUUAAUCUUACGUUGGAGAUUUCUAUAGAAACAGAGAAAGUGUAUUUUAAUCAAUCUUGGAAGAUGGCUUCUCUGUCCACCAUAAGCAACGAACUCGGGGAGAUCGAGGGACAAAUAACAGAUGUUCUUCGAUCACUAUCAAAUGGGUUCCAGAAAUUGGAUAAGAUUAAGGAUCCCGGUCGACAGAAUAGGCAGUUGGAAGAGCUGACAGAGAAGAUGAGAGACUGUAAGAGGCUUAUCAAGGACUUUGAUCAAGAAAUUAAGGAUUUAGGUCAUAAAUCCAAUCCAGAUACUGACAAAUUGCUCACUGAAAGGAAGCAAUCAAUGAUCAAGGAGUUGAAUUCUUAUGUUGCUCUAAAGAAGAAAUAUGCAAGCAAUAUUGACAAUAAGAGAAUUGAUCUGUUUGAUGAGCCUGGAGAAGGGUUAACAGAAGAUAAUGUUUUCUUAGCAUCAUCAAUGACAAACCAGCAACUCGUCGGUGAAGGGCAUCGCAUGAUGGAUCAGACCGAUGAUUCUAUCGAGAGGUCAAAGAAGGUUGUUCAAGAGACCAUUAAUGUUGGGACGGAAACUGCAGCAACUUUAAAAUCACAAACAGAACAAAUGAGUAGGAUUGUAAACGAGCUUGAUUCCAUCCAUUUCUCGAUGAAAAAGGCUACAAAGCUUGCAAAGGAGCUCGGUAGGCAGAUUGCAACAGAUCAUUGCAUCAGGACCAUGCUCGCCCUUAUUGUGUUUGGCGUCAUAGCUAUCAUAACUGUAAAGGUUUUGAACCCACAUAACAAAGAUAUUCGCGAUAUUCCUGGCUUAGCGCCUCCUGUACAAAACCGAAGAUUGCUAUGGAACAAGUCUUAAACAAUAAACACCAAAUGGCAAUUGAUGAUACAUUAUGAGC
Molecule: messenger RNA, 980 nt
Organism: Impatiens glandulifera
Lineage: Eukaryota; Viridiplantae; Streptophyta; Magnoliopsida; Ericales; Balsaminaceae
Product: novel plant SNARE 11-like
Exons: 10
Coding region: 155-940 (261 amino acids)
Biological process (GO): vesicle fusion
Cellular component (GO): late endosome membrane; SNARE complex; endoplasmic reticulum membrane
Molecular function (GO): SNARE binding; SNAP receptor activity
Source: RefSeq, a predicted model, not a curated record